GAGGGGCAGUUCCUCUUUCCUUCCCAAGCACCGAGCAGGCCCCAGCUCCCAAGGGGCUGAGAAGCUGGAACCUUGGCCAGUGGGGAGGAGUUGAGUCAACUCCUGCAAGCCCCCCGCCAUCCAAGAACUAUGAACAGGAAAGACGUGAAAAGGAAGUCCCACCAGGAAUGCUUCCGGAAGGCAGGGGGGCAGGACCGGCCCCGACAGGCCAGGCGCCACAAGACAUGCCCCAGUCCUGGGGAAAUCACCAAGGUCUUAGCUUCCAUGAAUCUGGGCAUGCUGGCUGAGACCAGCUGCAGCGAAGAUGAGCUCCUGGAGAAAUGCAUCCAAUCCUUCGACUCAGCCGGCAGCCUGCGCCGUGGGAGCCACAUUAUCAACAUGGUGCUGGCCAUGCACAGCUGGGUGCUGCCUUCUGCUGACCUCGCUGCCCGGAUGCUGACCUUGUACCAAAAGGCCACAAAGGACACACAGGAGCUGAGGCAGCUGCAAAUCUGUCACCUGGUCAGGUACUGGAUGACCCGACACCCAGAGGCAGUGCACCAGGAGCCUCAGCUAGAAGAAGUUAUAGCGCGUUUCUGGGCCACCGUGACCCAGGAGGGCAACUCGACCCAGAGGAGCCUGGGAGACACCUCCAACCUCCUGAACCCUGGUGGCCCUGGCCCCCCACCUCCCAUAAGCAGCCCAAAGCUGGGCAAAAAGUGCAAAGUGUCCUUGCUUUUCGACCACCUGAAGACGGACGAACUGGCAGAGCACCUCACUUACCUGGAGUUCCAGGCCUUUCAAGCUAUCACGCCCCAGGACCUACGGGGCUACGUUUUGCAGGGCUCCGUGCGGGGCUGCCCGGCCCUGGAGGCUUCCGUGGGUCUCAGCAACAGCGUGUCCCGCUGGGUGCAGGUCAUGGUGCUGAGCCGUCCCGGGCCUGCACAACGAGCGCAGGUGCUGGACAAGUUCAUCCACGUGGCACAGAGCCUCCACCAGCUGCAGAAUUUCAACACACUCAUGGCAGUUACCGGGGGCCUGUGUCACAGUGCCAUCUCCAGGCUCAAGGACUCCCACGCCCACCUGAGCCCUGACAGCACCAAGGCCCUCCUGGAGCUGACCAAACUCCUUGCCUCCCACAACAACUACGUCUGCUACCGCCGCACCUGGGGCAGCUGCACAGGCUUCCGGUUGCCUGUGCUUGGUGUGCACCUCAAGGACCUGGUGUCCCUGCAUGAGGCACGGCCUAACAGGUUGCCUGAUGGCCGCCUGCACUUGUCCAAGCUGAACAGCCUGUACCUGCGACUGCAAGAGCUGGAAGCCCUCCAGCAGCAGCAACCCCCCUGCAGUGCCAGCAAGGACCUGCUGCACCUGCUCACGCUCUCCCUGGAUCUCUUCUAUACGGAGGACGAGAUCUACGAGCUUUCCUACGCCCGUGAGCCCCGCUACCCCAAGAGUCUGCCACCCUCCCCUUUCAGAGAGCUUCUGGUGGUGGAGUGGGCCCCCGGUGUGACACCCAGGCCCGACAGGGUCACCCUAGAGAGGCACGUGGAGCAGCUGGUAGAGUCGGUGUUCAAGAACUAUGACCCUGAAGGACGCGGCACCAUCUCUCAGGAGGACUUUGAACACCUCUCUGGCAACUUCCCCUUUGCUUGCCAUGGGCUUCACCCCCCGCCCCGCCUGGAGAGCGGCUCCUUCAGCAGAGAGGAGCUGACCGAGUACCUGCUCCGUGCCAGCAGCAUCUGCUCCAAGGUGGGCCUGGCCUUGCUGCACACCUUCCAGGAGGUCGCCUUCCGAAAGCCGGCCUUCUGCCACAGCUGCAGCGGCUUCCUCUGGGGUGUCACCAAGCAUGGCUACCGCUGUCGGGACUGUGGGCUGUGCUGCCACAAGCACUGUAGAGACCAAGUGAAGACAGAGUGUAAGAAGAGGCCAGGGGCCAAGGGUGAUGCUGGACCCCCAGAGACACCUGCUCCAUCCACACCAGCUCCUCCUGCCAGCUGUGGCUCCGAGGAAAAUUUCUCCUACACACUGUCCCUGGAACCUGAGACUAGGUGCCACCUUCACCAUAUUUGGACCCAGACAGAGGCCCCACACCCUUCCUGAGAACCAGAGAUGGUGCCCCUCCCAGUGACCACCUCACUGUGCACCUCAUCCUCCAAGCUGGAAUCCUAGACAUCAUCUUGGGCUUCUCUCCCCAGCCUCCUGUCCUCCUGGAACCCCCAAGGACAAACCUCCACACACACACUGCCUUUGAUGAAGCAGCCAUCAUCUUACUCUGCAAAUGUUCUUUUCUUCUUUUGCAUCACAGUGACUACUAUGCAAACUCCUUUUUUUCUAUACUUAGCAUCUGGUAGCUUCAUUUUGGAUACAUGCAGACUUAGGCAUCUCACCAACUUCUUAAAUAUCCACUGCAUGCACGAGGUGAUUAAGGCCUGGUGAGGUUAAACUGCUGGCCCAAGGUGGCAGAGCCCCAAGGGUGAGAAGCAGGACCCAAACCCUGGUCCUCAACUGGUGUGGUGGUGCACAGCUGUAAUCCCAGCAUUCAGGAGGCUGAGGCAGGAGGAUUGCCGCAAGUUUGAAGUCAG
This is a messenger RNA of Chinchilla lanigera (long-tailed chinchilla), 2564 nucleotides long. It is a transcript of the gene Rasgrp4, whose product is annotated as RAS guanyl releasing protein 4. The coding region runs from base 130 to 2082 and encodes 650 amino acids. The transcript is spliced from 17 exons. Gene Ontology annotation, biological process: positive regulation of GTPase activity; Ras protein signal transduction. The record is from RefSeq and is a predicted model, not a curated record. Gene Ontology annotation, cellular component: plasma membrane. Lineage: Eukaryota; Metazoa; Chordata; Mammalia; Rodentia; Chinchillidae. Gene Ontology annotation, molecular function: guanyl-nucleotide exchange factor activity.